AUGGUUUCAUCUAGCUCUGCAAUCUGUUGUGCUAUUGUGAUUGUUGCUUCUUUUUUCAUAGAGCUAGCAGGGAAGCAAGCUGACCAAAACCUUGAGACUUUCAGAGAGCUAAGGCACAAUGCCACCGCAGCUAAGAUGAAAGAGGAGUUUGAUGCCUGUGUGAGAUUUUACAAGGAGGUAAGGCCCCAAAUCCAAGCAGCACAUCUCUUGUCACAGAAGAGACAGUACGAGAACAAUUCAGCUUUGCUUCAAGCAAAUGAGUUUGCAUUAAGAUGUUCAUUAGGCAUCUCUGUUGACACUUCAAUCAGUGUGAACCAAUAUAUUGCUCUAGCACAGCUAAAUAAGUUUUAG
This is a messenger RNA of Prunus armeniaca (apricot), 351 nucleotides long. NCBI's taxonomy places the organism in Eukaryota, Viridiplantae, Streptophyta, Magnoliopsida, Rosales, Rosaceae. The record is from the annotation of a GenBank genome assembly.